AUGAGCGGAACAGAGGAAUUAAAUCCUGAUAUGCUUGGAGUGUUGAAGUGCGCCUUCGAGGAAGGAGUCAAGGUAAAGAGCGCAGCAGAAGUAGGAAAAAGAGCAGUAGAAUAUUUUAGAGGAGAUGAUUUUGUGCAUUUUUUAAGCACGAAGAAAGAUAUGUUAAAGAAAAAGUUUCCAAAUUUAUUUAUUGGGAGAAGUUUAGAUGAGAUGAAAGAUAUAGAAGAAUUUGCUGAAUUAUUUAUACAACAAGGAUAUAUAUAUAAAGCUCAAUAUAAACCAAUUAAAGGAAUAAAUGAAAAGGAUGAAAAUGGAGUAUAUAAGAGGCCCAAAUGGCCAAAGAGAUUAAUUAUGACUUCAAAACAAAAUUUUGAUAAAACAAGUUUUUAUAUUUUAGUGCAUGAAAGGAAUAAGAAAUUACAAUAUUUUAUGUUAGUAAUCUUAAUAUCGAUUGUUUUAUUAUGUUGUAUGUUUCCUGUUUGGCCUUUGAAAUUAAAAUUGGCAUUAUGGCAUUUGUCUGUUGCAUUUAUAGCUUUAAUAUCAGUUAUAAUAGUAGGAAGAUUAUGUACUUUUAUUUUCUUCUGGUUUUUUGGAGUUGAUUAUUGGAUAUUUCCAAAUUUAUUUGAUGAAGAAUGUAAUGUUGUUGAAUCGUUUACACCAUUUCAUUCAUGGGUAUAUAGAAAUGAUACUUGGAUUCUUGUAAUUGCUAGAAUGUUUACUGCUGUUUUGUUAGCUAUAGGUAUACAUCAACUGGGAAAAACACACUCAAUAUCAGAUAUUAGGGAUUUUGCAACUCAGUCCUUUAUUGAUAUAAUAGAAUGGGGAAAUAAGAAAUUAAGCGAUUCUCCUGAAAAUGUUUCCAUGUAUAAAUCCAUUGGUGCAAAAUCAGCAUUCGAAAAUCAGGCAGAAGAUGAGGAAGAAAUAGUUUAUGAUGAGAAUGAAGAAAAUUAUGACUGUCUUAGGAAAUGUGGAUUUCAAACGUUCGAAGAAUUAGUCAGGAAGUGCUUUUUAAAAUGUGAAUGCAUGGAGAAAAUUAUUAACUCAGAUUGUUACAAGAAUAAAUGUUCCAGAGUAACUAAGGAGGUUUUAUAUGAGGCAUAUAAGGAAGUUUGUUUUGGAAAAAAGGAGAAUAAAGAUUAA
Messenger RNA from Plasmodium malariae, 1140 nucleotides. RefSeq names its product translocation protein sec62, putative (gene SEC62). Bases 1 to 1140 code for a protein of 379 amino acids. Gene Ontology annotation, biological process: post-translational protein targeting to membrane, translocation; intracellular signal transduction. The transcript is spliced from 3 exons. The record is from RefSeq and is a predicted model, not a curated record. Gene Ontology annotation, cellular component: endoplasmic reticulum membrane; endoplasmic reticulum. Lineage: Eukaryota; Apicomplexa; Aconoidasida; Haemosporida; Plasmodiidae.